Molecule: messenger RNA, 1669 nt
Organism: Periconia digitata
Lineage: Eukaryota; Fungi; Ascomycota; Dothideomycetes; Pleosporales; Periconiaceae
Source: the annotation of a GenBank genome assembly
GAUGAAAGAACGCCCGUGGUCUUAUCCGGUUUUCUAUCCCAAUCAGGAACUGAGAUCGAUGGAUAUGGACGACACUGUUCCCAUUCGGAGGAGGACUGAUGAGGAAAUAACACCACCACAGAUUCCUGCUACGGUGGAGUUGGAGAAGGUUCAAUGGAUGAAGGAUCCGGGGCUUCGAAAGCUGUAUUUUUGGGCCUUCAUUAUCUGCAUUGCUUCUGCGACGACCGGCUAUGACGCAUCUAUGCUCAACAACCUUCGGAUCCUGGACACCUUCAAACAUUAUUUUGGCAAUCCAGAAGGCACCAUGCUUGGUUUGCUCACCGCAUUGUAUUCCAUCGGAUCCAUAGUUUCGUUACCCGUCACUCCAUAUGUGGCGGAUCACUUUGGGCGUAAAGCAGCAAUGACCCUGGGAUGCAUUGUGAUGAUCACAGGUGCAAUCAUCCAAGGCGCAGCUAAGAACCUGACUUACUUCAUGGCGGGCCGCUUCAUGAUGGGGUUUGGGAAUUCACUGGCUCAGCUUUCCGCACCGUUGCUCCUCACUGAACUCUGCCACCCGCAACAUCGAGGCCGUGUGACUGCAAUCUACAAUUGCUUGUGGAACGUCGGAGCCAUUAUCUGCACAUGGCUCACCUUCGGCUCGAAGCGCAUCGAAAGCGAUUGGAGCUGGCGCGUGCCUGCGCUAACACAAGCACUCCCAUCAAUCGUCCAGCUCAUCUUCAUCGCUUUCAUCCCUGAAUCUCCCCGCUGGCUGAUCGCCAAAGGCCGCAACAAGGAAGCCCUCCACAUCCUCAGCAAAUACCACGCCAACGGCAACCCGCGAAACGCAACAGUCCAAUUCGAAUACAACGAGAUCAGAGAAACCCUCCGCCUCGAAUUUCAAUACCAAAAGUCAUCCUCAUACCUAGACUUCUUCCGCACACGAGGCAACAGAGUCCGACUCCUUCUUCUCGCCUCGUUGGGCCUCUUCUCGCAAUGGUCCGGUAACGGCUUAGUAUCGUACUACGCAACCGACGUCUACGAAAGCAUCGGCAUCAAAGACACAGACCUCCAGCUCAUCUUCACAGGCGGCCUCACCACAAUGUCCCUCAUCGUCUCAGUGUCUUGCGCUAUGCUUGUUGACCGCGUAGGCAGACGCCCGCUCUUCAUCACCGCUACGGCAUCCAUGUGUGUCUGUUUCAUCCUAUGGUCGUAUGCCUCGGCGCAGCAGCAGGAACAUCAAAGCAUGCUCGCGGGACGCGCUGUUAUCGCGCUGAUCUGGCUCUUCAACUUCGCAUACGCCCUUGCCUGGACUGGAUUGUUGGUUGCGUAUACGGUUGAGAUCCUGCCUUUCAAGAUCCGCGCCAAAGGGCUCAUGGUCAUGAACGUCUUCAUCCAGGUGUCGCUGGCCAUCAACCAGUACGUCAACCCGCUGGGCUUCAAGUACCUGAAACCAGCGUGGAAACUGUACACCAUCUACGCUGUCGUCCUCUUCAUCGAACUCAUUUUCGUCUGCAUCUUCUACAUCGAAACCCGCGGCCCCACGCUCGAGGAAAUCGCACACAUCUUUGACGCCGACGAAGUCAACGUCCACCACCUCGAUCUCAAAUCCGUCGAGAACGUACUGACCGCGGAGCGCGGAGAACGCAUCGGCGUAGUGCGGUACGAAGAUAUCCGCGUUGAAAAGUUAUAA